This is a messenger RNA of Hemicordylus capensis (graceful crag lizard), 3341 nucleotides long. RefSeq names its product dihydropyrimidinase like 5 (gene DPYSL5). Gene Ontology annotation, cellular component: cytosol; cytoplasm. Gene Ontology annotation, molecular function: hydrolase activity, acting on carbon-nitrogen (but not peptide) bonds, in cyclic amides. The record is from RefSeq and is a predicted model, not a curated record. NCBI's taxonomy places the organism in Eukaryota, Metazoa, Chordata, Lepidosauria, Squamata, Cordylidae. The coding region runs from base 214 to 1908 and encodes 564 amino acids. The transcript is spliced from 13 exons.
GGUUAGUUCUGGCCGCGCAGCUCCACCCGACGGGCGGCCAACCUGCAGGCAACGAGGAGAGAGAGAGAGCGGCGCUCCCCCCGCCAGUUGCCUCCUGGCCCCCACCCCGUCUCCCUCGGACCAGCCGCCAGCAGUGGGGGACGAAGGCGCGCCUCCGCGGGGCGCAGUUGGCGGAGAGGCCCCGUAUGCAUCCGGCAGCCUCGGCCGACAGCCAUGCUUGCCAACGCAGCCACGAUGCGGAUCCUCAUCAAGGGGGGGAAGGUGGUGAAUGACGACUGCACGCUGGAGGCCGACGUCUACAUCGAGAACGGCCUCAUCCAGCAGGUGGGCCGCGAGCUCAUGAUCCCCGGCGGGGCCAAGGUCAUCGAUGCCACCGGCAAGCUGGUGAUCCCAGGGGGCAUCGACACCAGCACCCACUUCCACCAGACCUUCAUGAACGCCACCUGCGUGGAUGACUUCUACCAUGGCACCAAGGCUGCCCUCGUUGGGGGCACCACCAUGGUCAUCGGGCACGUUCUCCCGGACAAGGACAUCUCCCUGCUGGAUGCCUACGAGAGGUGCCGCAGCCUGGCCGACCCCAAGGUGUGCUGUGACUAUGCCCUGCACAUGGGCAUCACCUGGUGGGCCCCCAAGGUGAAAGCGGAGAUGGAGACCCUGGUGCGGGAGAAGGGGGUCAACUCCUUCCAGAUGUUCAUGACCUACAAGGACCUGUACAUGCUGCGGGACAGUGAGCUCUACCAGGUCUUCCGGGCCUGCAAGGACAUCGGGGCCAUCGCCCGCGUCCAUGCUGAGAAUGGCGAGCUGGUGGCCGAGGGGGCCAGGGAGGCGCUGGACCUGGGCAUCAACGGUCCCGAGGGCAUCGAGAUCAGCCGGCCGGAGGAGUUGGAGGCUGAAGCCACCCACCGCGUCAUCACCAUUGCGAACCGGACUCACUGCCCCGUCUACCUGGUCAACGUUUCCAGCAUGUCGGCCGGGGAUGUCAUUGCCACUGCCAAGAUGCAAGGCAAGGUUGUGUAUGCAGAGACCACCACGGCACACACCACGCUGACGGGCUUGCACUAUUAUCACCAGGACUGGUCCCACGCCGCGGCCUACGUGACGGUGCCGCCCCUGCGGCUGGACACCAACACCUCUACCUACCUCAUGAGCUUGCUUGCCAAUGACACUGUGAAUGUCGUGGCCUCCGACCACCGGCCGUUCACCACCAAGCAGAAGGCGAUGGGCAAGGAGGACUUCACCAAGAUCCCCCACGGCGUCAGCGGCGUGCAGGACCGCAUGGCCGUCAUCUGGGAGCGCGGAGUGGUGGGGGGCAAGAUGGACGAGAACCGCUUUGUGGCCAUCACCAGCUCAAACGCUGCCAAGAUCCAUAACCUCUACCCUCGCAAGGGGCGCAUCAUCCCGGGGGCCGACGCAGACGUGGUCGUGUGGGACCCAGAGGCCACCAAGACCAUCUCGGCCAGCACCCAGGUCCAGGGCGGCGACGUGAACCUGUACGAGAACAUGCGGUGUCAUGGUGUUCCGCUGGUCACCAUCAGCCACGGGCGAGUGGUCUACGAGAACGGCGUCUUCAUGUGCGCAGAGGGCACCGGCAAGUUCUGCCCGCUCCGUUCCUUCCCAGACUCUGUCUACAAGAAGCUGGUGCAGCGGGAAAAGACUUUAAAACUUAAGGGCGUGGACCGCACCCCGUACCUGGGGGACGUAGCCAUGGUGGUGCACGCUGGGAAAAAAGAGACGGGGACGCCACUUGCAGACACCCCCACUCGACCUGCCACGAGACACGGGGGCAUGAGGGACCUCCACGAGUCCGGCUUCAGCCUGUCCGGUUCUCAGAUCGAUGACCAUGUUCCAAAGCGAGCUUCGGCCCGGAUUCUCGCUCCCCCCGGAGGCAGGUCUAGCGGCAUUUGGUAGCUGCCCCCCAGACUUGUCCCCCAACUAAGGACCCCACGGCCAGCCUCACUUGCCCGGCUGCCACCCACACCCCGAGGGCCCGAGGCGGCCACACCUUUCACCGGAGCGCGUGACACCAGCGAGCACUUCCCUGCCCUGCUGCGCCCAAGGCCACGUGGACUGACACCCCCAGGAAUGGGGCUGAGAGGGCGGGGCCCGCGCCCCCCUCCUCGCCCCAUGGCUGCGCGGACAGGCAGGGUGGUGGCGCACCCAAGGAGGGCCUGCUUCUGUCUCUGGGUUCCUAGUGGAGGGCGGAACACCCCCCAGUGCCGUGGGGCUGAGGGGAGGCUGGCCUGGGGGGUGGGGCCAGGGGGCCUUUCUGUGCCGGAUCCUUUCUGUUUUGCACGUUGGGUUUUUGGAUCAGUGACAUUUUGGCUUGUUUGUGCAUCACGUGGAAGAAAUUAAUGAAAUAAAGCUACUUUAGUGUGACUAGCGUUAGGAUAGAAGACGUAGCGGGAGGGCUGGGCUGGGCUGGGCUGGGCCGGGGUGGGGGGUGCUGAGCUGGGGGGCAGAGCUCCCCCCCUUCAAGGCCAGCUGAGUCGGCCCAGCACUGCCAGAGAGAGUGGGGGAGCCCCCUCCCUCCCUCCUUCCCUCCCUCCCUCCCGGGGGCUGGAGGCCUUCUGCAUAUUCUCCCCCCACAGCCCCCCAGAGGGCCCUGGGCUGGGCCAGGCAGGCAGGCCCCUCUCCUUCCCAGAGGCGAGGCAGUGGGCGGGGGGGGGGGCAGAAGAGGGAGCUCUGCCGGCUGCUUCCCAAGGAGAGGAGUCGCCAGAGGCAUCCGCCCCCCCCCACAGGAUCCCAGCCCCUCAGCGGGCUCUCCUCGGAUGUGGGGGGCCCUCUGUCAUCGGCAGGGGAGGGGCUGCUUCCUUCCACAGCCCCCUCCGCUCCCCACCUCGCAAGGGGAAGUGGGGGGGAGGGGGCCCCCGCCGCCCCCGCGGUGGCUCUGCCUGUUGCUGCACAAGCCACCCCCACCCCGUGUCCUCGGCUCGGGAGCAAGAGGUGCCCUCAGAUGCUGCAGGGGGGCGGGUGUCCUGAGAGAGCAGGCCGCUCUGCCACCGCCCCCCCCACUCCAUGGGAAGGUGCUAAGCCCCCCCACACCCCCGGCGCACUGGCUGGGCCCCUGGAGCUCCCGCCCACCCUCGCCCACCCGGCCUCCCUCUGGAGUAGCGUGAAAUGUGAACUGUUACCUGUGCACUUUCCCCCCACUAGUUGGUACCCGUAGGUGUGUGAGGUGGUGGGCACAAGGGAGGGGGAGGAGGGGGGGGAGUCCCCGGAGUGCCUCGGAGGACUCGGCUCCCAGCCCGGCCCGGCCCGCUUCCUUGUUGGCCUUGUCUUGUCAUGGCGGUGUUAGCGACUGCAGUGCAUUUCUGUUUCCUCAUUAAAGGUUGUUCUCCUGG